CCUCCGCGGACGCUUUUCCUCCUUCAGCCGGUCAGGUGUAGUGCUCCUCCGCGACUCCGCUCUCCUCCCCCUCCUCCUCCUCCGCCGCCUCCUCUUCCUCCUGGAGCCGCUUUAACUCCCCCGGUGAGAGUCUUCUCCGUGUGAGGCCGAGCUGCCGCUCCCAGCAGGCGGACAGUGUCGCAGCCCCCGCCGCUCCGGGAUGGAUGAUGCCCGGGAAGACGCGCCGGUGGGUCCGCUGGAGAGGAGCAGCCACCGGGCGUUCAUUCACGGCAACACGCUGUACGUGUGGGGGGGCUACCGGAUGGUGGGUGGAGAAGAUGUCAUCCUGCCCAGCGAUGAGAUAUGGUUCUGUGAUUUGGACAGCGGGACGUGGGACAAACUGCAGGCCACAGGAGACGUCCCCUCGAACCUGGCCAUGUGCAGCAGCGCUCAUGUCAACGGCACGCUUUACAUAUUUGGCGGAUGGUUGGAACCAGACGGUUACUCAAAUGAGAUGUUCAGCAUCGACCUCUCACAGCAGCCCUGCUCAUGGAGGAAAGUGACCGACACCAGGGGGCCGACACCCUCUCCACGCAACAAACACUCCUGCUGGGCGCACAAGAACCGAUUGAUCUUCUUCGGUGGGUACGGCUGUAAGACCAUGGGGGAUGUUCGCAGCUCCUGGUCGAGCUUCAUCGUGGACGAGAUGUCCUGGUCCACCAUUGGAGACACUUUGUUCCGGUGCUGGGGGUGGAACAGCGAGGUCGUGGUGUUCGACAUACACUCCUCCACGUGGAGCAAGCCGGAGACUCGGGGCUCCGCUCCCUCGGCCAGAGGCUGCCAUGCCAGCGCCCUGCUGGGGAACAGAGGUUAUCUCUCCGGCGGCGUGGAAACAGCGGAGUUGGACUUGUUCUGCUUGGACCUGGAAACUUGGACCUGGACUGAAAUCGUCAUGCCCCCGACCUUCGCCCCUCUGGGUCGCUCCAUGCACACCAUGACGUCCAUCUCGGACCACGCGCUCUUCGUCUUCGGAGGUCUGGGCAUAGAUGGAGUCACCCUGAAUGACGCCUGGAAGUUUGACACGAGAACAAACGAGUGGACCGAGAUAAUGCAUCCACACAGAGACAAGCCGAGGGUGUGCCACACAGCCUGCCUGGGACAGGACAGCGACGUCGUGGUGUUCGGCGGAUGCAGCAACCUCUGCGUCAUCAUGGACACGAUUGCUAUUCUGAGAGCUCCGUCCCAACAUCACUGCAGCGACAUCCUCAUCUUCCAGACCCAGCCUUACUCCCUCUCCAGACUGUGUGAAGAUUUCAUCGGCGAACACCAGCAGCUGUUCGGAGACCUCCUCUCUCUGCCGUCGAAGCUCCGCAGCAGCGUGAACAAGAGGCGAGCCUUUUUCUCCACCGUGAAGCCAUUUCUCAAAGCUUGAAGAGGGUUUUUUUCUAAUUAGGGUUUUUUUUAGGAGCAUCAAACUCUCCGAUGGCAUUUGUGCUCGUAAUGACUCUAAAAAAAGAAAUAAGGUGCUGGAAGUUUUCUUCUUUUAGACUUUGUAAGUGAAGUUUGUCUUAUUUUUAAACGGCCAGUUUUCAUUAGUUGGAUUUUACUGUAUUUACUGACUUGUUUUUGAAUAAAGCUGAUGACUUUUGCA
This is a messenger RNA of Salarias fasciatus (jewelled blenny), 1630 nucleotides long. RefSeq names its product kelch domain-containing protein 1-like. The transcript is spliced from 13 exons. Bases 200 to 1411 code for a protein of 403 amino acids. The record is from RefSeq and is a predicted model, not a curated record. Gene Ontology annotation, molecular function: protein binding. Lineage: Eukaryota; Metazoa; Chordata; Actinopteri; Blenniiformes; Blenniidae.